Messenger RNA from Caenorhabditis elegans, 990 nucleotides. It is a transcript of the gene hnd-1, whose product is annotated as Hand transcription factor 1. Lineage: Eukaryota; Metazoa; Nematoda; Chromadorea; Rhabditida; Rhabditidae. Gene Ontology annotation, molecular function: protein dimerization activity. Gene Ontology annotation, cellular component: nucleus. The record is from RefSeq and is marked reviewed. The transcript is spliced from 4 exons. Bases 167 to 847 code for a protein of 226 amino acids.
AGGCCGGAUAGUAGUCUACACAGAUCCUCCCACCAUCGUGAACCUUUCCUGCCCGCAUCUAUCCUCCCUUGCGGGGUCUGUCUUCUUGCUCCGCCCACCCGUACCCAUCUUGCGUACCUCAUUCCUCCGAUUCAAGUCAGUGAUAUAUCGCUAGCUCAUCUACAAAAUGGUCAAAUCAACAACUGCUGGAAACAAUGCGGUUUCUUCAUUAGAAUCCACUGAUUCCAAGAAGUCAAGAAAGGAAAAGUCUCGCGAGAAGGAGCAUCGUCGUGCUCAAUGUAUCAACUCGGCCUUUGAGAUUCUUCAGCAACAUAUUCCAUACCUCAAAUCGGAAGAGAGAAAGUCGCUGCCAAAGAUCAAAACGCUUCGUCUUGCCAUGCAGUACAUUGAUCAUUUGAAAAAAUUGCUGGGAGGAAAUGAGAUGCUCGAAACCGAUUGCAACGAAUCUCGCCCACUCACUCACUCAGAUUUCCGUGUCAAUAUCUCGAAUGAGAUUAGAAUUCGGAACAGUUACCGAGAGAGAGCCCACAAUCAGGAGUUGGAUGAAGCAACUGUGAAGAGAAUUUUGGCUCGCGAAGAUCAACGCCGUCGCUGCAGCUCAGUUCCGGAGGGAAUACAAAGAUAUACUCCUUACCAGAGCCGUCAAUUCGGACCGAUUUCGAACAAUGUGUGCAACUUUCGCCACGUAGAUGCUAACCAAUACAACACCAACUUCAUGGAAUAUCAAACACAAAUGGUCCAGGUCGCCAACUUCCCAAAUCAGUUCUCGCAUGAGUAUUACAACUAUGGCACAUUCCCAGUUAUUGAUCCAACUUCAUUGGAGAACAGUAAUCCAAUUUUGCAAUAACAUUGUCUCAUGUUAUGUUACUCACGGUUUCCUUAAUUGAUCUCUAUAUUUCGACACGUUAUUUGAUUGCUCAACAUAAUUGUAAAGUCCGUUUCCGGCCAUAAACUUUGUUAUAUUCAAUAAAUUUGUUACCUAAUAAACAG